AUGACCAGGACAAGCCCCCUUCAGCAGGAUGCAAUUCACGGCAUCAAGCUGUGGGUUGCAAAGGAAGUACAGCCUUGGAUGAUAUUGAGCUCCCUGCAGUUAGUCCUAGACGGUGGACAUACAUUAGGCAUCCUCUGCAGUGACGGACACAUGCAAUUCAAGAUCCCAGAUCUUGUGACAUCAAUCUGUAUCAAUCUGCCAUGCAAUAUGUACAUGUCUGAUGGGGAGGUGAAAAAUACAAAUGUUGACAUCAUAGAGUUGGAGGUGUCAAGAACAAUUGCACUGAGGAAUUGGAAGACAGUCAAAAAGUGUACCAAAAAGCCAUUUGGAUCAUUAUCAACAUCAAUGAUCAACAUCAAUGAGAGUGCCUGCACUGCUUCGGUGGUACCAAACUUCAAGAACAUGGCCAAGAGUCUGCUGGGCUACAAUUUUAUCCCCUCACCAGGCGAUGAAAGUCACAUCCUCUUCAGUGGCAUCUUGCAUGGGCUUGAAAUCUUGCUCAGAAAGGUCUCUGCUGAGCUGUAUCUUUUCCACAGGGAUGAUGACCUUGACAAGCUUCACAAGGGGGUCACCAUUUCUGCAGGGGCUUACACUGCUGGCAUGUUCCAUGGCAUGAGCUUUGAAGAAUGGCAGAAGUUGUCCGAGCGCCCCACCCUCAAUGUUCUCCAUCAGGUGGAAGAUCCCCUUCCUGAAAUAGUUGAAGCCAUUUGUCAAGUGGCAUCUCAGGGGCAGCCAGAUGUUCCAAAGAGCUCUGAGCUCAUUGAUGUGGAUGAGAACAAUGCAUUUAACUGGGAGAAGGAGGACACUCAGAGGCAUAAGCAAGCAAAACCUGCUGAACCUUCUAUCCAUGACAAUGCAAAGAGACAUUGCCUGGACGCCUUCUGGAAUUCAUGUGGUCCACCUCCCUCCCCACCUCGCCCUAUGAAUGUGCCUUUGUCUGACAUUGAAGAUGAAGAUGAGUCAGUUGAGAAGUUGGAUGAAGCCGAUGAAGAAUACAUAGAGGGUGCACACCCUUUGUCCCGUUUGACAGGCAAGCAGACUGUGAUGGCAAAGGGUAAGAGGCCGCAGAGGGUUAAGCGGAAGGGCAAGCCUUGGGUCGUGAAAUCUGCUCAUUUUUGUCUUCCCUCUGUGCUGUUGUAUUUGCUCAUUGCUGGGACAAUUUCUGUUGUGUUGCUCUGUUGUGUUGUUGCUGUUGGCACCAUCAUCAAUGUGUUUCUUGUGUAUACCACUGGGAUCAAGUACAGUGCAUCUGUCCACACAGACUAG
Molecule: messenger RNA, 1266 nt
Organism: Fomitopsis serialis
Lineage: Eukaryota; Fungi; Basidiomycota; Agaricomycetes; Polyporales; Fomitopsidaceae
Exons: 4
Coding region: 1-1266 (421 amino acids)
Source: RefSeq, a predicted model, not a curated record